GAGAGUGAAGGAAGGAGUUGGGGUCCGGGCGCGGGGAAUCCGGGCGCAGCCGGACAAGAGCUACGUCCGGCAGCAAGGUAAUAAUUUCAAGAUGCCGGGGCGUUCCACUUCAAGUUCAGGUUCAGGUUCAACUGGUUUUAUAUCCUUCAGUGGUGUAGAAUCUGCACUCUCCUCCUUGAAAAACUUCCAAUCCUGUAUCAACUCCGGGAUGGACACAGCUUCUAGUGUGGCUUUGGAUCUCGUGGAAACUCAGACUGAAGUGAGUAGUGAAUACAGUAUGGAUAAGGCAAUGGUUGAAUUUGCAAUGAUGGAUCGGGAACUAAACCAUUAUUUAAAGGCUGUGCAAUCUACAAUAAACCAUGUAAAAGAAGAACGUUCAGAGAAAAUACCUGAUCUAAAAUUAUUAGUGGAGAAGAAGUUUUUGGCUUUACAGAAUAAGAAUUCCGAUGCAGACUUUCAAAAUAAUGAAAAAUUUGUCCAAUUUAAACAACAGCUGAAAGAACUAAAGAAGCAAUCAGUGAAACCCAAAGAAGAUGGAGGACAGAAUGAGUUCGACAAGAUUAAGGAUAAGGAUGCAAGUAGAGCAGGCAAUGAACGAGAUGGUCUUCAGUCAGACAGAGAGGCUGACAGCACAGAAGGAGUUGAUGAAGAUAUGAUUGUGACUCAAAGUCAGACCAACUUCAUCUGCCCCAUUACACAGUUGGAAAUGAAGAAACCAGUGAAAAAUAAAGUGUGUGGCCACACCUAUGAAGAGGAAGCCAUUGUUCGCAUGAUUGAGUCCAAGCACAAGCGGAAGAAAAAGGCCUGUUGCCCGAAAAUUGGCUGUAGCCACACAGACAUGAGAAUGUCGGACCUCAUCCAGGAUGAGGCGCUGAGAAGAGCGAUUGAGAGCCACAACAAGAAGAGACGUCGCCAGUCCAACUAAGAAACCCCCCUGCCUGCAGGGAACUCCGCAGCCUACCUCCUACCCCAGCCAUCCGUAGAGAGUGAUGCUUGUCAAAGCACUUCGACUGGCUGCAUAGCAUACUUUGGGGUAAAUUUGAAGGUUUUAGUGUAUUUGAAAGCAUUUUUCUAUGUUCCAAUAAGCAUUCAAGUCUAUUAUAUUGUUUAUUUUUAAGUGUUCUCUAAUUUUAAAUAAAACUUUGAUUAU
Budorcas taxicolor (takin) is the source of this 1150-nucleotide messenger RNA. RefSeq names its product NSE2 (MMS21) homolog, SMC5-SMC6 complex SUMO ligase (gene NSMCE2). The coding region runs from base 92 to 925 and encodes 277 amino acids. The record is from RefSeq and is a predicted model, not a curated record. Gene Ontology annotation, biological process: protein ubiquitination; protein sumoylation; double-strand break repair via homologous recombination. The transcript is spliced from 8 exons. Gene Ontology annotation, molecular function: zinc ion binding; ubiquitin-protein transferase activity; SUMO ligase activity. Lineage: Eukaryota; Metazoa; Chordata; Mammalia; Artiodactyla; Bovidae. Gene Ontology annotation, cellular component: Smc5-Smc6 complex; nucleus.